GGUCUUGAGGUGUACAGUCGACAGUCGUGUGGCGCGCGUGCAAAGGCGUUCGAGGAAAGUGAAAUUCCAACAGUGGAUUUCACAGUCUCUGUCACUCUUUCUUGUGGGUCACACAGAGCCACAGCCCGAAAAAAAGGAGAGGGCGCGCAACUUGUGAGAGGGGCCUUCCUCACCUAGUGACCGUGAUUUUCACAAGUUUCACUUCUAACCUCAUUUCCGAUUCACGCGCGUUCCGGCUUCUCUUCACGCGCACUCGACGACAGCUCGUAGAGCUCAGCCUGUUCUUGUUCUAUCUUUCGGCUUUUUUUGUACCCUUUUACCUCGAGUACAAGCAACGUUACGUAAAAGUGCACUUGUCUUUGGAUAAUGAUGUAAAGAGUUCUAUGAUUGACUGUCGUUGAAAUUUUGAUACUUUUGCGACAGCUUUUCUUUUGAACUUUUUUUUUUUUAAUAUUUUGAUUUUUUGAGAAAUUUUGCCGUUUGAAAGUGCAAUCAUGUGGCCUAAAGAUGUUGGAAUUAAAGCUAUGGAAGUCUACUUCCCUGCUCAAUUUGUUGACCAGACUGAACUGGAAAAAUUUGAUGGUGUGUCAGCUGGAAAAUACACAAUUGGUCUGGGACAGUCCAAAAUGGGAUUUUGCAACGAUAGAGAAGACAUCAAUUCAUUGUGCUUGACAGUGGUUCACCGUCUGUUGGACAGAUAUAAAAUUAAUCCACAGGAAAUUGGAAGACUAGAAGUUGGCACAGAAACAAUUUUGGAUAAGAGUAAGUCUGUGAAAUCAUGCCUGAUGCAACUUUUUGAACCCUCUGGGAAUACAGACAUAGAGGGCAUUGAUACAACCAAUGCUUGCUAUGGAGGAACUGCAGCUCUCUUUAAUGCUAUUUCCUGGAUAGAAAGUAGUGCAUGGGAUGGAAGGUUAGCUAUCGUUGUUGCUGCUGAUAAUGCUGUCUAUGCACCUGGUAGUGCAAGACCCACAGGAGGUGCUGGAGCCAUUGCCAUGCUCGUGGGUCCUGAUGCUCCUUUGAUUUUUGACCGUGGCCUUCGUGCUUCUUGUAUGAGACACGUAUAUGACUUUUACAAACCAGAUUUGCGCUCUGAAUACCCUGUUGUUGAUGGAAAGCUCUCUAUUCAGUGCUAUCUCAGCUCUUUGGAUACCUGUUACCAGAGGUAUUGUGAAAAAGCUAAGGCAAAGACAGCCAAUCAUGACAUAACAUUGAGCUAUUUUGAUGCUGUUCUUUUUCAUUCACCAUACUGCAAGCUUGUUCAAAAGUCAUUUGCUAGAUUAGCAUUAGUUGACUAUGUUAAUUCUUCUAAAAGUAAGACUGUUGAAAAUCAUGCUGAUCUACAGAAAUUCAGCAAUAUUGCACUUGAGGACACAUAUUUUGAUAGAGAUGUAGAGAAAGCUUUCAUGACAUCCAGUAAAAAUGACUUUGAAAAGAAAACAAAACCAAGUUUGUUCAUAGCCAAUCAAGUUGGAAAUAUGUACACUCCAUCAGUUUAUUCUGGUCUUGUAUCAUUUUUGAUUGAUAAGCCCAUUGAAGCUCUGGCUGGUAAUAAAGUAGGACUAUUUUCUUAUGGAUCUGGCCUUGCCUCUAGUAUGUACUCAUUAACAAUCAUAAAAGAUAUAGGUGCAGACUCAUCUCUCAGAAGAUUACUCACAAACUUGUCUUAUGUUAAGACUGAGUUGGAAACUAGAAGAGAAGUUCAUCCACAGGAAUACACAACAAUUUUAGCUGCUAGAGAAAAAAAUUGUCACGUCAUACCUUUUGAACCACAAAGCAGUAUUGACAAUAUGUUCCCGGGAACAUAUUACCUUAUUGGAGUAGAUGAAAUGUACAGAAGAACUUAUCAAAGAGUACCGAACUUGAAAUAGUUUUUGUAUUUUUUCUUAAUUGCAACAGGAAAAACGUUUGUGGUUAUUUGAUUUUUCAAAUUUGUAUUGUGACCAAAUUAUGUAUUUGUUUAUAAAUAAUUUAACACUUCAUACAUACCUCAUGCAUACACCUCCUACAUUGGAUACUAGUUAAUUUAAUGCAGAUUUUUUUGAGUGACUAUACAUAAGUCUUAACUUUGAAAUUUUUGUUUUGAAGGAUUCUUUUACUGUCUUUUUACAGAUGUUUCUGUUUAUGUUUUAGUCAAACAUCUGCUUUGUUGGAUGUAUAUUAAUACGUUACUAUUGCAAUUACAUUGUAAGCAUAUUUUCUCCAAGUAUUGAGCCAGUCAAAAGAUACAUGUAUUCACUUUUGUCAAUAUUGUACACCAAAUAAGUCUGUUGAUAUAUAGACCAACUUUAUAUUUGUAUAUUUGUAAAUCUACUAAUAAGGAAAUUGAACAUUUCUAAUGUGCCUUUCAAUCAAUAACGUUUAUAGACUAAAAAACAUGAAUUAGUAAAGGUCAAGAUGGUAACUGUUACCAUUGUAAAUAAUUUAUAUUGCUGAGAAUUUUUCAAUAAUUAGGCUUAUAAAAACAUACAUUUUGCAAAUAUCAUUUGUUACAUCAUUAUUUUUUGAUUAUUUAACCCUUAUACAUGGAUAUUUGUACACAAUUGUUAUUACUAGAAAACAAAUUUAUAUCAAUAAUUCAUUCAAGAUAAAAAAAUACAAAUAUUAUUUUGUGUAGCACAAAAACUGAUAUAGUGUAUUUUAUUGAUAUCAGUGCUAAAAAAAUGUUUUUUAUACAUAAAAUUAAUGGUGAAGGUCGUAAAAAAUAUUGUUUUAAUUUAUA
Phymastichus coffea is the source of this 2722-nucleotide messenger RNA. RefSeq names its product hydroxymethylglutaryl-CoA synthase 1 (gene Hmgs). The transcript has a single exon. Bases 495 to 1871 code for a protein of 458 amino acids. Gene Ontology annotation, biological process: acetyl-CoA metabolic process. The record is from RefSeq and is a predicted model, not a curated record. NCBI's taxonomy places the organism in Eukaryota, Metazoa, Arthropoda, Insecta, Hymenoptera, Eulophidae. Gene Ontology annotation, molecular function: hydroxymethylglutaryl-CoA synthase activity.